Laccaria bicolor S238N-H82 is the source of this 1266-nucleotide messenger RNA. RefSeq lists its product as uncharacterized. Gene Ontology annotation, cellular component: cytoplasm; ubiquitin ligase complex. Gene Ontology annotation, biological process: ubiquitin-dependent protein catabolic process; positive regulation of proteasomal ubiquitin-dependent protein catabolic process; protein polyubiquitination. NCBI's taxonomy places the organism in Eukaryota, Fungi, Basidiomycota, Agaricomycetes, Agaricales, Hydnangiaceae. Bases 1 to 1266 code for a protein of 421 amino acids. The transcript has 2 exons. Gene Ontology annotation, molecular function: zinc ion binding; ubiquitin protein ligase activity; ubiquitin conjugating enzyme binding. The record is from RefSeq and is a predicted model, not a curated record.
AUGUCGUCGGGUUCUUCUCUUUCACUCUUUGAUCAAGAACAAUCCAUCUACGAAGCCGACCUCGAAACAACGCUCCUAAUAGCCCAGCUUGCACAGCAAGACCUCGAAGAACUCACCUCCGCGUGUAAGGGUAAAGGCCGGGCUGACAAGCCGCGCUCGGACCAUGAGAUAGCCCUUGAAAUUCAGAAUGAACAACUGAAUGAGUGGCGCACGUUUCUCGAGGACGCUAAACUGGCCAGAAGCAUCGGUGCUGCUCUUCAAACGGAUCAGAAUACUUUGAAUGCUUUUUCUAUUAUGGAGGAAGCAGCUGUGGAAGACCAUCGUGUCGCGGAGAUUUUGUCGCAGGGCGGUGAUUUGCCUGAGCCCACUCCGACGCAGAAAUUGCUUGAGGAUCCAGCGCUUUUUGUUGAAACUCCACCUUCCCAGUAUGUAUUAUCCCGUCGUUGGGUCGCCUGCACGGUCUGUAACGACUACAUCCGCUUUCAAGAGUGCUUGCACACAUCCUGCGACCACCACUACUGCAGAGAUUGUAUUAUUUCCUUGGUCGAAGCUUUUACACGGGACGAAUCCCUCUUUCCGCUCCGAUGCUGUCAACAACCCAUUCCACCCGAACAAGCCUCCACCUUCCUCAAUGCUCGUCUUCGUUCUCUCUUUGACGUCAAGCUACGUGAAUUCGGCACGCCCGCGCAAACUCGUGUCUACUGCGUCCUCCCAACCUGCUCCGCCUUCCUCGGAUCAUCAGAGGCCGUUGCAGCAUUCACCGCCAUCCGUUGCCCGCAAUGCCAAAGCCUGACUUGCUCCUCAUGUAAGCAAGCCGGGCACGACGCAGGAGACUGUAGCGAGAACGCCACAGUCAAAGAGCUCAAGGCACUCGCACUAGCCGAGCACUGGCAGACUUGCCCAGGGUGCCAUGCGAUCGUUGAACUGCAGCACGGGUGCUACCACAUGACGUGCAGGUGCCAUACACAGUUUUGUUACCUCUGCGCUGUGCCGUGGAAGAACUGCGGAUGCGAUCAGUGGGAUGAUCGGAGGUUGCUGGUGGCUGCUGAGCAGAGAGUGGAGAAUGAGGUGGGGGUAGCUGUCAGGGUAGAGCAACCGCUCUUGUUCCGGGAGCUGGUGCAGCAGAGGGCUCGGACGUUGCAUGAGAAUCAUGAAUGUGUCAGUCAUGUUUGGGAUGACUGCCCUAGAGGAACGUGUGGGGAAUGCGGAAUUUAUUAUCACUACUUUUUGAAGGUAUGUUGCAUCCUCCUUGACGCCGCCGGAUAG